Molecule: messenger RNA, 3731 nt
Organism: Drosophila bipectinata
Lineage: Eukaryota; Metazoa; Arthropoda; Insecta; Diptera; Drosophilidae
Source: RefSeq, a predicted model, not a curated record
AAGAAGAGUGUGUGUGUGAGAGAGGGAUAGUAGGAGGAAGGAGCGAGGAGUGAGGAGUAAGGUGGUUGCUGCCAAAAAGGGGAUUAAGUUGCCGAUUCUGAAUCCAAAUUGAAAAAAUAAAAGAAAUCGAAAAACAAAAUAAAAAACAGCCCAAGCGAAAAUCCCCCAUCUCCCCCCUCGGAAGAGAAGCGAUUGUAAUGGCUCUACUCCGUUCACUGAGCGCCCAACGAACAGCCAUCAGUUUGGUCUACGGCCGUAAUAGCAGCAAGUCCGGCAGUGCCGCCGUUGUCGCCCGAAGGAGUCUCCAGACCGCCACACGCUCCUCCCCAGCAGCAGUCGCCGUUGUAGCCUCCAAGGACUCUGAUGAAUCGGUAGUGGUAUCACCACUAAGCAGAUUAACACCAUCCAAUGGUGGUCAUGGGACGCGACGAUUCCUUCACUCCGGCAACAAGCCGUUGCAGGCCUCCACCGUCGCCCAGCCGGCCUAUGCCGAGCCCGCCCUGAAGGUCGACCAUAAGACGAAGAGCACCAAAUGCUCACCGCCAUCAUCAUCGUCAUCCUCGCCGGCCGGUUCGCCACAGCGAGAUCCAUUGGAUGUCAGCUUCAAUGAUCCGAUAGCCGCCUUCAAGAGCAAGACCACGUGGGAGCUGGUCCGGGCCUAUCUAGUCUAUAUGAUCUGUUCCAGCGAGAAGCUAGUUGAGCACAACAUGACGCUACUGAAACUGGCGCGCAACGUUCUGGGAACGAGGCUUUUUGUCCUGCUGAUGAAGUCCAGCUUCUACGGACAUUUUGUGGCCGGCGAGAACCGACACACGAUUGUCCCCGCCCUAGAGAGACUAAGAUCGUUUGGGGUUAAGCCCAUUCUUGACUAUUCCGUCGAGGAGGAUAUCUCCCAGGAGGAGGCUGAGAAGCGUGAAGUUGAAUCUUCCGUUUCCAGUGCCGGCGACAACAAGGAGGAGGGCGCCAUGCCCCAGUAUCAUGUGGACAAGUCCUUUGCCGAUCGGCGCUAUAAAGUGAGCAGUGCUCGCACCUAUUUCUAUCUCAACGAGGCCACCUGUGAGCGCAACAUGGAGAUCUUCAUCAAGUGUCUGGAGGCUGUUUCCGAGGACGAUCGCAAGGCGCCCCGGGCAGUGGCCACGGGCGCCACCUUUGGAACUGGCAUUACGGCCAUUAAACUUACCGCCCUGGGCCGUCCACAGUUGUUGCUACAACUCUCUGAGGUAAUCAUGCGCACACGUGGCUACAUGGAGGAGAUGGUGGGCGGUCAGGGAAAUGUGCUCACCCACCACAAGACCAUCAAGGAUCUCGAGAAGUAUUAUGCCAGUCUCGGCGACAAUAAGAACGUCAAGGACUUUCUUAAGAAUGUUACAUCCGACAAGGAAGGUAUCCUGCAUCUAUUCCCCUGGUCUGGAAUCGUAGAUGAGGACUCGCAACUGAGCGAUACUUUCCGCGUUCCCGAUCCCCAAACCGGACAGAUGCGUCGACUGAUCUCACAAAUAUCGCCCAAAGAGGAGGAGAUGUUCCGGAAUAUGAUUCGUCGCCUGAACACCAUCGUUAGGGCUGCUGCCGAAUUGGAUGUCCGCAUUAUGGUGGAUGCUGAGCAAACCUAUUUCCAACCGGCCAUUUCCCGCAUCACCCUGGAGAUGAUGCGAAAGUUCAACAAGGACAAGGCGAUCGUCUUCAAUACCUACCAGUGCUAUUUGCGCGAAACCUUCCGCGAGGUCUGCACCGAUCUGGAGCAGGCCAAGCGCCAGAACUUCUAUUUUGGCGCCAAGCUGGUGCGCGGUGCCUACAUGGAGCAGGAGCGGGCUCGUGCUCAGGCCCUCGGCUAUCCGGAUCCGGUUAAUCCCACUUUCGAUGCCACCACUGAAAUGUACCACAAGACCCUGUCCGAGUGUCUGCGACGCAUCAAGUUGAUGAAGGAUGGCGGUGAGGAUGCCCGUAAGAUUGGUAUCAUGGUUGCCUCCCACAACGAGGACACAGUGCGUUUUGCCAUCCAGCAGAUGAAGGAGAUUGGAAUCUCGCCGGAGGACAAGGUUAUCUGCUUUGGCCAACUGCUUGGCAUGUGCGACUACAUCACCUUCCCUCUGGGCCAGGCGGGCUACUCGGCCUACAAGUACAUCCCGUACGGACCCGUGGAGGAGGUGCUGCCGUAUCUGUCGCGUCGUGCCCAGGAGAACAAGGGUGUGCUCAAGAAGAUCCAGAAGGAGAAACGAUUGCUGCUCAGCGAAAUCCGUCGUCGCAUCUUCAGCGGCCAGAUGUUCUACAAGCCCAAAGGCAACUAUGUGCCCAUCUAAGAGGGAUAACAACAUCGUCGUCUCCAAAAAGAAAACACCGCUCGCACUCACAACCACAUCCCACAAUCCAAUCCAAAAAAAAACAAAGAAAAAAAAACGAAAAAUAAUGGAGAUCCAAUUAAUCGGCUAAGGAUAUCGCCGUCGGGUCUAUUUUAAUGUGUGUCUGUGUGUGCGUGUUCUAUAUUUUAUUUUUUUCUUUUCUUCUUUCCGUCAUUCGAAAUCUAAACUUUACGAAAUUUUGCCUAUAUAGAUAUAUAUAUAUAUAUAUACGUAUAUAUGUUUAUAUAUAGAUAAAAGGAAAUUAUGGAAAAAUUGUGUAUAUACCAAGGUCCUGCAAACAAACCAGAAAGGAUCAGCAAUGAUCUUUGGGACAACAAUUUCAAUUAGAGAGCAAGAUACACUUUUUUUUUUGAUGAAAUAUGUACAUUUUUACGUCUUGUUGCAAACAAUAAUCUAAACGAGUUCUGUAUGUGUGUUAAAAAAAAAAAAAACUAUUAAGAAAGAAAAACUAUGAAAAACGAAAAACAAAUCCAACAAAUCCGAAAGGAUGAAAAGCUAACCAGCAAGGAUAUUAAUGUUGGGUUUGAGUUACAAAACAAGAAAAGCAAAUUUUUUAGCAUCGUAAAAACAUGAAGCAUAAAUCGAUAUAGUAUAUAUUAAAUACAUAUACUGAGAAAAUAAAAGAAGAAGAUGAAACCUUUAUAGAGACAUUAUACGAUAUAUAAUAUAUACCAUAGAUACAUGAAUGUGUAUGGCUGCAUUUUAGUCUAAAAAUUCAUAAAAUUUGUCGCGUGUUUCGUUUUGCAUACCUCCUCAGUAUAUCAGUAUAUAACAGUAUAAAUGAUUAUAUAAACACGAUAACAGUAUGAGUUUUUUAGUUCUUACCUCCUCCAUUUGCGAUGUGAUUAAAUUUGAUUUAAAUCCUUAUAAUACCCUUCCUAUAUAACCCUUUAAGUUUAUACAAUAUCUUACCGUAUUUACAAAUAAUUUGUUGUUGUUCCUCCAUCCGAAAUAGUCAAAUACAACUGCCUCGAUAUCGGAGCGUAUUCUAUCUAUAGGGAUAUUUACCUUAUAACAUACAUAUAUAUCUAUCUGUUUAUGUAUGUAUGUAUGCUAAAUGAAUAAUUAUUAUUUAAUUUAAUUUAGCGAGUAACGAAGCGAUAUUAAAAAAAAAGUCAUUGUGCUACGAUAGACAUUAGUCGAUGGUACCGCUUUAUGUCUCUGUUCUCCGCCGGCUCCGACCAUCCAUAGAUCCAUAUUUAGACAGUUAUAUAGACACACAACUAAACUAACCGAUGGAGCGUUAGUUUCUUUUAUUAUUCUCAUGAUUAUUAUUAUUAUUAUUGUAUUGCAUAAACGCUAUAAAUAAAUGAAUAAAUAAUUGUAUGAAUGUUAACUAUUUCAAUGACAAUAAUAAAAUGUUAAAAACGGAAA